AUGAAACGUGUUAUCGACGAUAUUAUUAAUUUAAUAUCACCAGUAAAACGUUUUCAUCGUAGUAAUACUUGUUUUCUUGAUUUACCAAAUGAAAUUUUACUUAUGAUUUGUCGUUAUAUGUCAACACCUGAUAUUCUUCAUUGUUUUUACACACCGGAAACACCUAAUAUGCGUCUUCAUUGUUUAAUUUCUGAUUAUUAUACGAAAAUCAAUCUUGAUGCAAUAACAUUUGAUAAAUGUAAUUAUUUAAUUAAUUUAUUUAAUAGUUCAAAUUAUCUUCUUCAACCUGAAUCAUUAAAAUUAAGUAAUGAACAUGUAUCUUGUUUAAUUACACACUAUUUUUCUUCAAUAUCACAAAAAAUAAUUGAAGCAAUCUUCGUUAAUUUAAAAGAUCUUACUUUAAUUGAUUGUUUACCAGAUGAUCUUUAUACUAUCGAUCAGCAUUCUAAACAUUUGACAAAACUUCAAUAUCUUCAUGUUACUUUUCGUAAAUUUAAGCAAGAUUUCGAUAUUUCGUACGUCGGGAAAAAUGAUAUAAUAAUCAAUCGAUUGUUAUUCUCUGGUCAAAUGUGUACUCUUCAUACAAUUAAAAUUGAAUUAAAUAAUGGACUUUCAUUAUAUAAAUGUUUAAUUCCUCAUCAAUCUCUUCGUCAUGUUCAAAUCAUUUUACGAACAAUUGAUGAUUUAUAUAUAUUACUCAAUGGACUUAUACCAAAUGUCGAAUCAAUGAUUGUUCAAUUAAGUCAAUCACGUAUAUUGAGUUGUACUAGAAUAGUUAUGGAUGAUAUGGAAUAUAUACUUGGUUAUAUGACUAAUCUUCGUAAGUUAAUAUUGAAUAUUCGUGAUACACCUGAUUCAAGAUUUUCUAAUGGAUUAACAAUGGAAUCAAUUUUAAAUAAAUAUGUUCCUCAUCUUUGUCAAUUUGAUUAUACAAUGACUCAUCGAAUUAGUGAUACAACAUUAAUUGAAGAUUUUAUUCGAUGGACAAUGAAAUAUAUUUAUUAUGAGAUAGACAAUACUAAAUGGAUACAUAUUUAUUCGUUACCAUGGCCAUCAACAAGACAAGAUAAACGAGAAAUACCUAUAGUCAAUGGACAACAUGAUGUAUCAGUUACAUCAGAUGUUAAAUAUGCUCUAUAUACGAAUAAUGUUAAUAUUACAAGAGAGAAUGAAUUAUUAGAAAUAAAUAAAAAGUUUAGUCAAGUUCAUCAACUGCGAACAUGUUUAUCCAUUGAUAUAAUAUUGCCACAACGGAUUUCAAAAUUAAUUCUGAGUGUUAGUUCAAUAAAUAGUAUUCCACAACCUUCAAUUCGUCAUUUGAUAAUUGAACGUCGUUUAAUUGAUGAAAAAGAAAUAAAUAUUCUUGCUCGUCAAUUUCCACAUGUUAAUUAUUUAGAAUUAUUAUUUCCAUUGGAAAAAGAUCAUUUUCUUCGUUGUUUCAAAACUCUUUUCAAUUUUGAUUCUACUACUGAAAAACAUUUCAUUUGGUCUGAAAUGAUUUGUUUUCACACAGUAAUAAAUUAUCAACAAAGAAACUCGAUUUAUACCAAUGAAAAACUUCAUUAUUGGCUUAUUCAAAAUACUGAUUUGAAAUUUCAUUCAAUUCCGUUUUAUGCUAAUUGUUCUAAUUCUAUGUUUUCUGUUUGGCUUUGA
Molecule: messenger RNA, 1653 nt
Organism: Rotaria sp. Silwood1
Lineage: Eukaryota; Metazoa; Rotifera; Eurotatoria; Philodinida; Philodinidae
Source: the annotation of a GenBank genome assembly